AUGGGCAAGGUUUAUGUUAUCGGCGUCGGCUCGACCAAGUUUGACAAGCCCCGCGGCCAGCGCGAGUACGACGAACUCGGUGUCGAGGCUGCCGUCAAGGCUCUCAUCGACGCGGGCGUGACCUACGACAAGGUCGAGACCGCGGCUGCCGGAUACGUUUACGGCGACUCUACAUGUGGCCAGCGCGUCCUCUACCAGCUCGGUAUGACUGGUAUUCCAAUCGUCAACGUCAACAACAACUGUUCGACCGGUUCCUCGGCCUUUGUUAUGGCCGUGAAUGCCGUCGCCGCCGGCCAGGCCGAGUGUGCUUUGGCUGUCGGGUUUGAGCGCAUGGCCCCUGGAUCACUCGGUAGCGCGUACAAGGACCGCCUGCCGCCAAUGGAGGGCACGCACCGCCAGCUCGUCGAGAUUGAGAACUCGAAGAACUACUCCACCAAGGAGACUGGUCCCGGUGCCGGCCGUAUCUUUGGAGCUGGUGGCCUCGAGUACUGCGAAAGGUACGGUGCAAAGCAGGAGCACUUUUACAAGAUCGCCGCCAAGAACCACCUCCACAGCGCCAAGAACCCGUACUCCCAGUUCCGGUUCACUCCUACUUGGCAGGAAGUUGGCAACGCCCGCAAGAUUACUCGCGAGCUCACCCUCCCUAUGUGCUCGCCCACUUCGGAUGGUGGUGCUGCUGCCGUUGUUGCCUCCGAGGCCUUUGUCAAGGCGAACGGACUGGAGGACCGCGCCGUCGAAGUCGCCGGAUGGGCGUUGACCACCGAUGCUCCUCUUCUCUACGACGCCAAGAGCCGUAUCGAGCUCACUGGAGCCGACAUGGCCCGCCGUGCCUCCAAGAAGGCGUACGCCAUGGCCGGUAUUGGACCCAACGACGUCCAGGUCAUUGAGCUUCACGACUGCUUUGCGCCCAACGAGCUUCUUACUUAUGACGCUCUGGGUCUCAGCAAGCCCGGAGAGGCGCACCACAUUGUCGACCGCGGAGACAACACUUACGGCGGCAAGUGGGUCGUCAACCCCUCUGGCGGCCUCGAGUCCAAGGGACACCCCCUCGGCGCUACUGGCUUGGGCAUGAUCUUCUACCUCACCCUCCAGGUGCGUGGUGAGGCUGGCGACCUCCAGGUUCCCAAUGUUCGCAAUGCGCUCCAGCACAACCUCGGUCUCGGUGGCGCUUGCGUUGUCUCCAUCCUCCGCAAGCCCGAGUUCUGGAAGAAGGGCUCGACUUCGGCCCAACGCUACGGCUACAAUGUCGCCAACGAGGUCCGCGGCAUCACCAAGGCCGACCUCAACAAGGUUCGCGCCAGGCAGCACUCGGACUAUGUUCCUGUCAAGGUCGCCGACCAGGCGCGCCUGUAA
Molecule: messenger RNA, 1353 nt
Organism: Cutaneotrichosporon cavernicola
Lineage: Eukaryota; Fungi; Basidiomycota; Tremellomycetes; Trichosporonales; Trichosporonaceae
Exons: 2
Coding region: 1-1353 (450 amino acids)
Molecular function (GO): acyltransferase activity, transferring groups other than amino-acyl groups
Source: RefSeq, a predicted model, not a curated record